This is a messenger RNA of Priapulus caudatus, 696 nucleotides long. Its product is annotated as neurobeachin-like. Gene Ontology annotation, cellular component: cytosol; membrane. The coding region runs from base 1 to 696 and encodes 231 amino acids. Gene Ontology annotation, molecular function: protein kinase binding. Gene Ontology annotation, biological process: intracellular protein localization. The transcript has 6 exons. The record is from RefSeq and is a predicted model, not a curated record. Lineage: Eukaryota; Metazoa; Priapulida; Priapulimorpha; Priapulimorphida; Priapulidae.
AUGGAUUGCUCAGCGCCCCCUGGUGUUUUAUACGCUGUCUUGUUUGUAGCCGGCAGCCCGGCAGCGACGCAGAAUCGUCGCAGCCUGUGUAACAACAUCGCGCAGCGCGUCCGGAUGAGGGCCAAUUGUUUUGUGACGACGAUCGACAGCAAGUUCAUCGUCGCCUGCGGGUUCUGGGACCACAGCUUCCGCGUGUUCAACACGGACUCAGCUGCGAUCACACAGAUCAUCUACGGUCACUACGACAUCGUCACCUGCCUCGCUCGCUCAGAGUGUAACAUCACGUCCGACUGCUACAUCGCCACGGGUUCCCGCGACGCCACCGUCAUGUUGUGGGACUGGAGCGCACGCCUACAGAUGCUGGUGGGGGAGAGCACGGCUCCGGGUCAGCUACCGACCCCGCGCACGACCUUGACAGGUCACGACCGAGAGGUCACCUGCGUCGUCAUCUCCGCCGAGCUGGGACUCGUAGCGAGCUCCUCGAAAGACGGGCCGUGUCUGCUGCACACGGUGACCGGAGACCUGCUGCGCUCGCUCGAGCCCGCCGUCGGAUUCCGCUCCCCGGAGCUGAUCCUCCUCUCACGCGAGGGCUUCAUCUUCGUCAAGUACGACUACGGGAACCUGUGCGCGUUCACGAUCAACGGCAAGCUGCUCGAGAGCAUCUCGCACAACGACACGAUACAGGACCUGUGUUAA